AUGACUCAAUCACCACCACCUGCCGCUGUGGCCAUUUCCACAGCUGCCAUUAUCGUUGAAUCAUCAACAGCACCGCCAUUAGCCCUCAUCGUUGCUGCCUCACUGUCUCUACUAGCGACGAAGAUGAUGGAAAGACGACGCGAAUCCCAGCCGCUACGGGCGACCAAGUCUAGGCUCCUUCUAGAUCGACUCCAAUUCUGCGGGGUCGUUGAACAGAUGACUGGAAGUCCAGGAAGAAGGAGUCGAUCGAGGACUCGCCGCCGAUUGAGACGAAGACAUCAAGUACUGGUUGAUCUCGCAUGCGUCACAAAUCGUGCAAACAGCAUGGCAAUCUAG
Molecule: messenger RNA, 336 nt
Organism: Linum trigynum
Lineage: Eukaryota; Viridiplantae; Streptophyta; Magnoliopsida; Malpighiales; Linaceae
Source: the annotation of a GenBank genome assembly